Messenger RNA from Ceratosolen solmsi marchali, 8555 nucleotides. RefSeq lists its product as uncharacterized. The coding region runs from base 349 to 8475 and encodes 2708 amino acids. The record is from RefSeq and is a predicted model, not a curated record. Gene Ontology annotation, molecular function: protein binding. The transcript has 45 exons. Lineage: Eukaryota; Metazoa; Arthropoda; Insecta; Hymenoptera; Agaonidae.
AACUGGAGGAAGAAGUAAAUGAAUAGCGCACGACAGUGGACAUUCAGUUGUCAAUGUGUUAUGUGAUUAUUAUAAGGUACUGUAAGUUAACCAAAUUGUGAACAUUUCUAUAUUAUUAUUAGAAAUUUAUUGAUCGCAAACUCUUCUCAGGAGUGUAAAUACUCUACCGGGACUUACGGUACAAUAGAUAGGAGCUUUGGGUACCUUAAGAUCGAGCAUCAAUCUGUCUAGGAGUGGAGAGACAACGACUCGCCCGUUCGAAUGUGGCUGCUCGAUUGAUUUUGAGACUGCUUUUGAAGAGACGUUACUAGGGAAUCUCUUUAAAUAAAAGUCAAAAAAAAAUCCAAGAUGACAUUAAAUACAGACAUUUCAACAGCUUUACACUUGUUGGAGCAUGUGCAUGAGCGAGUAGAGGAUUGCGAUGAUCCAAAGCUGCAGUUGCAUACCAGUCAGGAUUUGCAAUCACUUAUAUCAUUAUUGGAGGAUCCAGUAUUUCGAAGUAUUGUGACAAUACAAGAUUCACUGGCAGAAUUAAAUAGUCAACUUGGACAGCAUCCUUCUAUUUUACCGGGAGACUUUGAUAUUAGUCUUGGUGGGCAGUUAGAGCUUUCAGUUCCUAAUACACCAGUUCAACCAGUUGGACAAGCAAUGUACCAAAAUUUAUAUCAAGAUACUGAAAUAGAUGAUCAGAGAGUUCCAGUCGCACCACUGUUGCAUAGCAGUAGUGAAGAAACUAGCACACAAGUAACAAGUCCUAGUUUAAUUUCUGAGGUAAUUGGAAUGCCACCCAUAAUGACUCCAACAUAUGCAAAGGAAUUUCAAAAGGUUAUAGAAACAGCAGCUAAAGGGAGACAAAUUUUCACUGUUCAGUUGUACAAAUCAGAAGGAACGAGCCUUGGAUUCAGUGUGGUUGGACUUCGUAGUAAGGAUCGUGGUGAAUUGGGAAUAUUUUUACAAGAAAUUCAACCAAAUGGAAUUGCUGGAAGUGACGGUCGACUGGUCGAAGGCGAUCAAAUACUGGCGAUAGAUGGGCAGCCUCUGGACUCCAAUAUCUCUCACGAGCAAGCAAUAUCCAUUCUCCAGAAGGCCCGGGGCCUAGUGGAGCUAAUCGUUGCAAGAAGCGCCCAAGAUAUUGGGAAUACUCUGUCGACGGAUGAGUUGUCCGGGGUACUUGGUGCAAGUGCAGCGGCAGCGGGUGGAGGUGGAGGCGGAUCAGCAGCAGCAGCAGCGGCAGCAGUUGUUCAACCCGGCAACAUUAGCCCCGAUAAGGAAGUCCUCGCAAUCUCAGUUGGGAGCAAACCUCCCGUUCCCCAAUUGGGGGCUAGUACUAUUCCAGCGGCUAACGUCGUCGCAGCGGCGGCACCACCAACGGCACCUGCAACAGCGGCACAAUCGACGACCAUUGGCCAGGGACAGAUUCCCGGGGGUCUCAUCGAAAGGAGCAACUCCGCUGUUAGCGACGCAUCCAAAGGUGGUGACAUGGUGCUAAAUACUGAAUGGGCGCAAGUAGAAGUAAUCAACCUUAUCAAUGAUGGCAGUGGUCUUGGUUUUGGUAUCAUUGGUGGACGAAGUACUGGCGUCGUCGUUAAAACGAUACUUCCCGGUGGAGUCGCCGAUCGCGACAAUCGAUUGCAAAGCGGAGAUCACAUAUUGCAAAUCGGGGAUGUUAACCUCCGAGGAAUGGGAAGCGAGCAAGUUGCAGCUGUGCUGCGUCAAUCGGGAACUCACGUGCGCCUCGUCGUCGCCCGACCCAUCGAGCCCACCUCCCCUGAUUACCAGGCCCUGGGCAGUCACGCUCCAAUUGUACCUACGAAGAUCCUCGGUGAUCCAGACGAGCUCGAUAGACACCUGCUGCGCAGUGGCGUCGAUGCCCACAACCUCCGACGCGGCCAAGGGGACACGACCUACGAUAAUGGCACCGUUUAUGGACCGAACUCCGAAUUGGACAUCCACGGUCGCACGAGCCUCAUCCUUGACGUCGCGCGUAGUCCCCUGUUGGUCUCCGCGCCGAUUAUCACUCCAUCGAUUCCGGGUACCCUGCCGAUCGGCGAGCUGCCUGUUCUGUCGAUGGAAACCGUCAUUGACGUCAAUGCCCUACCAGAAAUGGAGCGAUUCACUGUCGAGCUGAAGAAAGACAGCUGUGGCCUCGGUAUUACAAUCGCCGGCUAUGUCUGUGAGAAAGAGGAGCUAUCGGGAAUUUUCGUGAAAAGCAUAAGUGAGGGAAGUGCCGCCGAUCUGAGUCAGAAAAUCCAGAUAAACGACCGAAUUGUUGAAGUGAAUGGCCACUCGCUGCAGGGCUACUCGAAUCACGAAGCGGUUGAGGUCCUGAGAAGUACCGGACAAACAGUAAUAUUAUGCCUGGAGAGGUACCUACGGGGUCCUAAGUACGAGCAGCUGCAGCAGGCGAUCGCCGCCAGUGAGCUGAGACUCCCCCAGCCGAGCUCACCCUCAAUCACAAGUCUACCCACCUUUCCCAUAAGUGCUGACGGUGACACGACAAUAGAAAUAGAACCGGAAGGCGAAUCACAUACCACGGUUGACAGCACAGUUUUACAAGAAAUUGAUCGAGAUGUUUUAAUGGGUAAUUUUGAUGAUAUUACAAAUAUCGAAGCCCUACUUAGCGAUCCUUCCACCGAACUCACACCGAAGAUUGAAAUAGCUAUAAAAGUCAAGUGGCAAAAAAUUGUUGGCCCAGACAUUGAAAUAGUGGUGGCUCAAUUAAAGAAAUUUGCGGAAGGCAGUGGUCUCGGUAUUAGUUUGGAGGGUACGGUAGAUGUUGAAAAUGGGCAAGAAGUGCGACCUCAUCAUUACAUUCGCUCUAUUUUACCAGAAGGCCCAGUUGGGCAAAAUGGUAUUUUGAGAUCGGGAGAUGAGCUUUUGGAGGUAAAUGGUUAUCGUCUACUUGGAAUUAACCAUAUGGAAGUGGUUAGCGUUUUAAAAGAACUGCCGAUUCACGUUCGAAUGAUUUGUGGAAGAAAUAUUGCUUCUCAAGAUCCACUCUGUCCAAUAGACACUGCCCAGCAUCAAGCGGCUUUUCAAACAAGAAGUAUACUCGGCGGAUCUCUUCAAAAUUUAUUACCAACCUCCGAUCGUUUAGUAAAGGCAAAAUCAGAUGGAUCCUUAGCAUCAACUACAACGACAGCGACAGUUACAGAUGCUAGUCUAAAUAAAAUGAAAUCUCGCUCCUUAGAACCAUUGACUGGACUAGCUAUGUGGAGUUCUGAACCACAGAUCAUCGAAUUGGUAAAAGGAGAGAGAGGCCUUGGGUUCUCCAUUUUGGAUUAUCAGGAUCCAAUGAACCCCAACGAGACUGUGAUAGUAAUAAGAUCUCUCGUACCGGGCGGCGUCGCCCAGGUUGAUGGACAGUUGAUCCCGGGUGAUCGGCUGCUCUUUGUAAAUGACAUUGCCCUCGAAAACGCAACUCUGGACCAGGCAGUGCAGGCGCUUAAAGGAGCACCAAAGGGUAUCGUACGCAUUGGUGUGGCGAAACCACUGCCCAUCCCUGAUAGCAUCGCACAGCGAUUGGCGCCGAUUUGCAUAGUCAGGCGUAGUAGAAGUCUAUCGGACAGCGAUGCCACAGACCACGUCGCCGAUUUCAACGAUUUUCUCUCGUCACAAUCAGGGAUGAGUGAUGAUGCUGCCGUCGGCGAAAAUGCAGAUACCGCAAAAGUCAAAAAGGAUACCCAAAUGAAAAAUGUAAACAUUCCUUAUGCGGGUGGUGUUCCCGAAGUGCCACCUCGCACGAGAAGAAAAGAGAUCGGAGAUCAGGACCAGCACUCGACGCUAAUCAAACUCUCACCCUUCUCCGAAGAGCGGAGAAGGGCCAUGGUAAGCGAAACCCUUAAAACACCAGAAGAGAAGCCAAUGGAAUCGGUAUCGGAUGAGGCUGCAGUUCUCGAGUGGAAAUUACAAGAGAAUGACGUACUAAAUGCAAUUCUUGAGGGUUUGGAAGUGACAAUCAAAUCAAUGUCGCUUGCUUAUCAACAAGCAUAUAAAUAUCAUUUGCUCCUCGAAGUAGCCGUGGAAUCUAUAAGACGUCGCAAGAGUACGCCAUGCGCCGGGGAGGUCAGCAAAUCCUCCAACCGUCGCAAGCGUUCGCUUCCGCAAGACGAGCUCCAGCCCGAGACUCUACGUCGGCGGAAUUUGCGUCACCAGGAGAGUAUCGACCGCGUCACACACUACCUCGAUAUGCAGCAGCGCGAGCCGAGCGGCGUCGAUGAGCUGAUGUACCCUAGCGCCGAAAGUCGAUUUCAGGCGGACAGGGCCAUAAAGGGGGUGGCUAUAGGAUCCGUAGAGGAAGGAGAUGAGGUUUGGACAUUGCAGUCGAACAUGAAGCUUUUAGAUCCUGAGAAGCCCGUUGAGACGGCGACCAAGCGACGUAGUUCCUUGAGAAGGAGACGCGAGGAUCCUGUCGAGACCGUUAUUAAUGAUAUGCAGGAAGAUACCGUGAAAAAAACAGUACGCAUAUGCUCCGUGGAUGAGGAAAUUCGUAUCGAAAGGUUUGAUUCCAUAGACACGGAUGAGUGGAUUCCUUUUGCCGAGCUACAAGAAGUACAAUUAGUGACUGCGAAAAUUCUCACCGCAGAAGAAGCGGCUGAUAAUAUCUCGAAGCGAGACCAGAGUCUGAGAGAUCCCUCAAUGGACGGAAGAACAACAAUUGCGAAUCUGAUUAGCGAUAGAAGUAUCCCAGAGGCUCGAGUUCCACCAUCGUCUAGCCUAAAACCAAGCGCCUCCGAGAACGCGAUAGCCGGUAUCUGGAACGAUGACAACAUGAUCUCAGAAAAGAAUAUCGAUCCAAAGAUCCUGAUGGACCUGUCGCGCGUCACAAGUGAUCUAGUGCACGAGCAGUGCGAACAGUACCAUUUCGACGAGGAGCACCUCACCGUGACAAAGCCGAAGAGGAAGCUGAGUCGCGUCAGUAGCGACAGUGCAUGUGGGGUCAAAUCGAAUGUUACAUUUCAUUUCGGUGACAACGGCUGUUUUAAUGCGGAGAUGCUUUCUGACAGACAUUCGCAGGUCAACUUAGUCGCGUAUGAACUUAAAGGCGUGAUGAGUCCGACUCGUCGUAUAUUCCAGGCUGAAUUGUCGAUCGUCGGAAAAAUUCAUUGCGAUAGUGUAAAGGAUAAUAAAUUCAAGAGCCUCAUAAACGAUAAUUCGACUAAGAAAUGGAGGAGCCCUCAGAGAGAUCGGGCACCGGCGUCGCGGCAUUCGGCCACGCCGGGAGUCCCACGGUUAGUGCGAGUCCAGUCUGUAAGUUUCACAGCCGCGAAUUUUAGACUACAAAAACCAACUUGUGCCGAGGAAAUCCCGUGGACGAGACCUGGACCGGUGGCUCCGACCAGGCUACAACGCGCGUCCAGCGAAGGCUCGAAAUCGCAAGUGAACAUUGACUCGAGCCUCCAGCCCGUCGACCAACGUCUACGUAAUCGCAGUGUCAGCGACGCUCUCGUUCCUAAGGAAGAGCCACCCCCGAAGUUUGCUGGCGCGAAGAACGAUGGUAAGCGACGAGAAGACGAUGCAGUUGACGCCAUCGUUGCUGGGAAUGGCUUGACUGACGCUCGGCAGACCCUCGAUUAUCAGAGGCAGAGCCUCGAGAGUCUCCUCGAGCCAGGUAGGGGAGGCGCAGUGAUUACCAAGGACUUGGAUCCGGAGAAAUUGGUUUAUUCAUCGUGUCAUAGUCUACCGAGCAACUACUACAAAUCUUUCGAGAGUCCGAAGCGCGAAGUCCACACUCAAACUCAAGGUGAACACAAAUCUACACAGUACAAGCUCGAGGACCUCGCCGAGUUCGUGGGAGAGUACUGCUCGCGCGAGCGGCUCCAGUACCUGCUCGAGGAGCGCUUUGGAAGUCCGCGGCGAGAGGUCGAGGUACAGACUGAACAGGAGUGCAAGGCCGUCCAGUGCAAUAGCGAGGAGUUGGAAGCGUCGGAUGAGUUCGGCCCCUUCUUCCGUAAACAAGUGUCCUUCGGCAGUCCAAAACGCGAGGCUCAAGUGCAAACAGGUCAGGACACCAAGUCAACGCAGUACGACCUUACGGAACUUGGCGAACCAAGACUUCGCCGCCAAGAUUCUGUAGAGUCCGAGCCUUCUGAGCUUCAGGGGAAGAGGGCAGUCGAAUGUUCGGCUUCGUCCCACGAGAGCUCGUCGCCGAGUAGUUCCUCACCACCCCAACGUAGAGCGCCGCCACUUAUCCUGUUGUUGAAGGGUGGAGUCAAGGCCGACAUGACGGUCACGCAUCGAGACAAGGACGGCAACGUCGUGUGGGCGAAACACUGGGGUCCCGAGAGGCUCGUCGAAAUCUACAGAGAACACCAGACGAGCCUCGGGCUCAGCAUCGUUGGCGGCAAGAUCGAUCUACAGGAGAGUAGCAGUUCUAGUUCAUCGCAGAAUGUAUCUGGAAUAUUCAUAAAAAAUGUGCUGCCAAAUAGUCCAGCUGGGAGAGCAGGGGGCCUACAGACUGGAGAUAGAAUAAUUAAGGUGGAUGGUGUAGAUUUACGGAACAGUACGCAUGAACGUGCUGUUAAAGCGAUUCAAGCAGCUGGGAAUCCUGUACGGCUGCUGGUCCAGUCCUUGGUGCACUUGAGUCCAGAUAAUGAAGGCUCAGUACAAGACAAAGGUGGUGGUGGCGGUGGUGACGGUGGCAGCGGCGGUGUCCACAGGUCCACCAGGAGGCAAAGCACCAGGCACCGUAUCUCCAUGGAUGGUGAUGCACCCGGUAGCCCCACAUCCUCCUUCCGGUACAGAUCUGGCUCACCGAGCAGAUCAUCGGAAGUCAUUCAGGAAGGGAAAUUUGAAUUAAACAAACAAGCCACUGGAGGAAUGUCAGAUGAUGCUGGACCAAGUGGUCGAAGGUCAUCGAUGAAGAAGUCGAUGCGUAAGAGAGCACCGUCGCCGCCCAUAAAUACCGGAAUAUUACGCGAGGUAAGCGAAGAACCCGAAGAAAAGCUCAAGCCUGAAGCUCCCGAGCCGUUGAAGAACAAGUAUUCAUCCGGCGAAAGCUCCGAGGAUGAAGAGGAUACUCGAGAUAUGGAGGGAAAUGUUUACACAAAGAAUGGUGUUGAGAUUUCGAGAAAAAGUGCGGGUAACGUGAAACGAUCGAAAGAAGAAAUUGCUGCUGAUCCUGAAGAAGAGGAUGAAUUCGGCUAUACAACCCAUAAAGUAAAGAAAAAGUAUGGAAAUUUGAAAAAACCAGUAUUUUUGGUAAAAUUAGAAAAAGAUCGUCGCGGCUUAGGUAUAUCAUUAGCUGGCCAUAAGGAUAGAAAUAAAAUGGCUGUUUUUAUAUGUGGUCUUAAUCCAAGUGGAGUUGCUUUUAAAAAUGGAGAGAUUCAAGUUGGAGAUGAAUUAUUAGAGGUAAAUGGAACUGUAUUUCAAGGAAGGUGUCACCUGAAUGCUUCUUCAAUGAUUAAAGGAAUGGCUGCCACUACAUUCAAACUCGUCGUCGUUCGGAGACCAUCAGGUAUAGAGAAUUGCGCCGUUAAGCAAGUUUUGCAAUUUCCCACAGCAUUGGCCGGUGAAGACUACAGUCAAUUUAAGGGUGUUAGAACACUUCCGAUAAAAAAGGGAACAUAUGGCUUAGGAAUAAUGAUAAUAGAAGGAAAGCACGCAGAAGUUGGUCAAGGAAUCUUUGUUUCUGAUAUUCAAGUAGGAAGUGCCGCAGAACAAGCUGGCUUAAAUGUAGGAGACAUGAUUUUAUCAGUAAAUUCGGAUACAGUAAUGGGAGCCACUUAUGAAGAAGCAACUUCUCUACUUAAAAAAAGCGAGGGUGUUGUCACUUUGACAGUAUGUAAUCCUAAUCAGAGUAAAGUGGCUGAGGAAGAAGAGCGAAAAGCUAGAGGAGAACCUGUAGAACUUUCCAAAGAAGUAGGAAAGGAACCAGAAAAACCAAAAGAGCCUGAAGCGCCUGCCGAUCCUAAAGAUUGUAAAAUAAAUAAUAAUAAAGAUACAACUAUUGAAUUUGCAAAGGAUAAAGAUAAGCCCAUUGGUUUUACGGUCGUUGGAGGGAAUGAUACACCUCUUAAUGGGGUGUUCGUUCUGGAUGUAUUUCCAGAUGGAGCAGCAGGCAAAGACGGUCGACUUCAACCUGGUGAUCGUAUUGUUGAUAUUAAUAAAGAAAGUUUUAAAUCGAUGGAACAAGACAAGGCAUAUCAAACUGUUUUAAGAAUUAUUCAAGGACCCAUAAUAAUGAUAGUACAUCGUGAUGAGAAAGCGGUCGAGGAGUUUGAAAUAGAGCUUACGAAGAAGUCCGGAAAAGGAUCUGGUCUUUGUUUGAUUGGAUAUAAAAGUGGUAAAGGCGCUUAUGUAUCUGAAGUGGUGGCUGGCGGCAGCGCUGCGGAAAGCGGAAAAAUCGUGAAGGGCGACCGAAUCGUGGCCGUCGGUGGGCAGGAGCUGCGCGAGGCCCCAGUCGAGGAUAUUGCACUUCACGUGAAAGUCUCCAAUCCUGUGCAGCUCAAGCUGGCCAGAUACAAGUCCAAGUGACAGGGUUCUGCAGGCGGAACUCAAAGGCAGCAUACCAUUCCACGAAUCAUGGCAUUAGCUGCAUAACAUUAAUACCAGUC